AUUCAGCCCUCGCUCGUUGCGUGGGAAGAUGCUGAGCUUCAGUGGCAUCCCUCCACGCAGCAGCUCUGGGAAAACGUCGGACGAGCAGCUCUUCCAUGCAGUUGAUGAAUCCCUCCAUGAAGUGCGCAGGCUCCAGGGAUCCAUCUCGUGGGUGUUUGUCGGGUUUCCUCCGACGACAGCGAGCGGUCAUGACACAACGCUGUGUGUGUUGAAGCAGGGCACAGGACCCGUGUCCGACGAGCGAAAUUGGCCGGACGGGCUCUUUGAACCCAAAUCGCUUUGCUACGGUUUGUGUCGACUGGAAACUGACGACAUAAGCCCCACGUCGCCGCGAACCCCACGAACGUCGAACGCCGGCAUGUUCUCAUUCAACCUGACCCCAUACGUUGUGUCGCUGUGCUGGAAAGGCAACACCCUGCCGUUUGCAUUGCGCGCGAAACACACCGAGUUCCACAAAAGAAUACAGGACCAUUUGGCAGGAAUGGCCCAUCUUCAGUUGACUUCCCCGGACGAUCUAAGCGACGACAACAUCAAGCUUAUGCUGCCCUUCACCAAGCGACGCAGUCUGAGCAAACGCUUAGGACAGGCGGUCAAGACGGUCGAAAUCUCGCCCGAAGUGCAGCAGGCCUACAACGACAUCCGCAACGACUCGGUCCCGUUCAACUGGAUGGUCGCUGGGUUCGAACAAACGACGGACGACGAACCGACGAAGCUGAUUCUGUUGGAGACGGGCAUGGGUGGGUACAAUGCCCUGAGCAGUCUCGGCGGCAUCACGUCGACCGUGAACUCGGGGAGCGGCGUCAAGUACAUUUACCUUCGCAUUGACGUGCCGCUGCAGCAAGGCCCCGUGAGCAAGUACAUCCUGGUGACCUUUCACCACUUGGCGCCACUCCGAGAAGACGACACCGCUGAGAACGGAAUGGUCAUGACAUCGCCGUCGUUCUCGUCCGAGUCCAAGGUCGCGUCGGCCACAAAUGCGUACUCGUUUGGCACGGAAAUCUACAAGUUCUUUCCGCAUCAUAUUCACUUUUUUGCCUCGAGCAUUGGCGACGUGUCGGAAGAAGUGGUCCGUGACCGCGUUCGGCGGGCCGUCGAUUCAGACCGACUCUUCCUCCGUGUGGUUUGCAUCUUACCCACGGGCGAAGCCCAGCCCGCCAUUUGUGUGGAAACACCCCGGGAAGCGACGCUCGAAGAAUUGAAACGAACGAUCGAAAACGUCGUGGGGCUGCCAACCCAUCGCCAGCGCCUCGUGUGGUUUCACGCCAAGGACGAUGUCGACAAGAACGCCUUCCAUGAAAGCCAGUCGAUGUCCCAGGCAACGCCGCUCGUGCACAACGCCGCGCGGCUGCAGCAAGACAUUGGCCUAACUCAUGGCGACAAAAUUCACAUGGACGACAUGAAUGCCGGCCCGGACUCGAUCUUGGCCAAGUUGGUGGAGCAACUGAAUGCAGGGUCUGAAGUGAUGAGCUUACCGGCGGAGCGACGCCAUGAAGUCGAAUACAACGUGCAGGCGCGCGAGAAGGAACUCAAGCGUAACAUCAGUGCGACGGCCGACUUGAUUGCGCAGGCAGACCCGGCCAACGUCCAGACAAAGGCGCUGCAAGUGCAGGCCGAGAAGCUCGACAGCCAACAGCGAUACCUUGAUAUCCCCUACGACACCAUUCGGCUCUUGGAAGGGAAGGAGAACGAGCUCGGGUGCGGCAAGUGCGCAACAGUGUACCGUGGCAUGUGGAUUGUCGACAGCAACAAAGUGGCCGAGGUCGCGGUCAAAGUAUUUCGGUACGCUCGCCUGACGGACAAGAUCAUGGGCGACUACACGCAAGAAGUCGCGAUGCUGCGCCAGCUCAAACACCCCAACAUUGUGCUCUUCAUUGGGGCGUGCAUCCAGCCCAAAUUGAUGAUCCUGACAGAGUACUGCGCGCGGCGGAGUCUGUUUUACGUGAUCCAUACGCAGGCCAUGUAUGCGUCGAUGCCGUGGAAGUACAAAGUUCGCAUGAUGCUGGAUGCGGCGCGCGGUGUGGCAUACCUCCACUCGAUGCGAAUCAUCCACCGAGAUAUCAAGUCGCACAACCUCCUCGUGGACGACGACUGGCGCGUAAAAGUGGCCGACUUUGGAAUUAGCAAAGUUCUCGAUGCUGGCUCGCAAGCGUUUACACAGUGCGGCACGAGCGGCUGGGUGGCGCCCGAAGUGUUGCUGGACGAAGAUGUUGGAUACACGUUCAAAGCGGACAACUGGAGGUAGUGGUGUCCGCUCCCCAUUCCGUCGACAGACUCGUCUAUAUGCGUGUAGCUUUGGGAUCGUGAUGUGGGAGAUGAUUGCGGGGACGUUUGAAAACCCGUUCUUGGGCAUGGCCCCCGUCAAGUUUUACAAUCAAGCGCUCAACGGCGUGCGGCCGGUCAUCGGGGACGAUGUAAGUGAAAGGCCAGCCACACAAGGUCUCACGGCGUGGGGGGCAUAGGUGGACCCAGCCUACGCGGCACUCAUUCGAGACUGCUGGCAAAACGAAGCGUCGCUCCGGCCAAAGUUUUCGGCGAUCGUGGCGAGAUUGGAGACGAUUCUGGUCGACUUGGGGAUGGACACUGGGCUGCCACCGACGUUCAGUGGCGGGUAUCACUCGUUAUCUUAAUACACGCCGUCGCCAUGAAACGAUCUGCCACUCUCCAUCCAUACACGCUUUGUCAGUAUGAAAGAAUACGCAAUGACGUGGCAGCACGAGCGAGUGUUUGAACCACCGGCGCCGAGCAACGGCCUAACACCCCGACCCAUGUUUUCUUGACAGUGCUUCCACGACACAUCGACACGGCGCACGCCGACUGGCCCGACAUCCCUCUCCGCCUCGACCCCUCGCUUGAAUGGAGCGAGGGCAUCAUCGCAAGCAUGUGAUCAGGAAAAAG
Aphanomyces invadans is the source of this 2895-nucleotide messenger RNA. RefSeq names its product TKL/DRK protein kinase, variant 2. Gene Ontology annotation, biological process: protein phosphorylation. Bases 29 to 2242 code for a protein of 737 amino acids. The record is from RefSeq and is a predicted model, not a curated record. Lineage: Eukaryota; Oomycota; Saprolegniomycetes; Saprolegniales; Verrucalvaceae. Gene Ontology annotation, molecular function: protein kinase activity; ATP binding; actin binding. The transcript has 11 exons.